Aspergillus affinis is the source of this 1026-nucleotide messenger RNA. Its product is annotated as FabD/lysophospholipase-like protein. Bases 1 to 1026 code for a protein of 341 amino acids. Gene Ontology annotation, biological process: arachidonate metabolic process. Lineage: Eukaryota; Fungi; Ascomycota; Eurotiomycetes; Eurotiales; Aspergillaceae. The transcript is spliced from 3 exons. The record is from RefSeq and is a predicted model, not a curated record. Gene Ontology annotation, cellular component: membrane.
AUGUCUGACGCUCCCGACCGACCUCUCCGACUUCUCUCCCUCGACGGCGGUGGUGUCCGUGGAAUCAGCGAACUGAUAAUCCUGGACCGUCUCAUGCGCCAAGUCCAGCACCGGCAUGGCCUCCCCACGGUGCCCAAGCCAUGCGACAUCUUUGACCUGAUCGGCGGUACGAGUACAGGCGGGCUCAUCGCCAUUCUCCUCGGCCGGUUAGAACUAUCCGUCCAGCAGGCCAUAGACGAGUAUCGCCUUCUUUCGAAGGUGAUCUUCGGGCCGACGAAGGCGUUCUGGAAAGAUGGGAAGUUUAAGGCUUCGCGGCUCGAAAGGGCUGUUGAGGGUAUUGUACGGAAGUAUCUAGGUGGUGAGGAAGGAUCGACGGUUUUGAAGGGGGAGGGUCGGUGUAAAGUGUUCGUCUGCGCAAAACGUACCUCAGAUGUCGCCGGCCAGACGCAUCUCUUCCGCUCGUACUCAGGCGAUACCCUCAGCGUGGCGAUCUGCGACGCGGCGCGCGCGACGUCCGCGGCGCCCAUAUUCUUCAAACGAAAGCUUGUCAUGCUCAGCGACGGGGAAUAUGGGUUUGUAGACGGGGCCUUGGGCGCUAAUAACCCAGCCAAACUCAUGCUUCGAGAGACUAGGGAAGUUUUCCCUCUUGACCGACCGGUCGGGUGCGUGGUGAGCAUUGGUACGGGCAAGAAGUUCGUGAGUCCGGUGCAGGAGCCCGGGCGUCUACAACGGUUUUUGCUCCCGCUUCCUGUGCAUGUUAUUCGCAGCCAGAAGGAUUUCUCUACGAGCUGUGAGUUGGUGGCUGAGGAGUUGGAGGAGAAGUUUUACGAUCUUCCGGAAAUGUAUUUUCGAUUCAAUGUUGAGCAUGGACUGCAGGACGUAGGUCUUGAUCAGUAUAAGAAGUUAGGGCGGAUUAGUUUGUUGACGAGGGGAUAUUUGCAGGGGUUUCUAGUUCGGAAGAAGGUCGAACGGGCGGCUGAUUCUUUAUAUAAGAAUGAUGGGAAGUGUCUUGUUUCUGACUUGUGA